AAAUCAUGCAAACAUCAUCAAUUUUCAGAUCCUCUUAGCAUCCCAACAUUGUACUAUAAAUAAAGAUUGUGAUAAUAAAAGCACCUUGAGACUCAAAUUUAAUGGAGUUUCUUCUCUUACUAUGCCUUCUUUCUUUGCGGGUUUUUACUCCUUCAGCAUAUUCAAAUCACUGGUUAAGCCAUGGUGGGAACCUACUGAACAGGAGAUUUGCGGAGAAAGAAACCAAAAUAAGCCCCGAAACAGUAUCACAGCUGAGAUUGAAAUGGAAAUUCGAAGCAGGAAGGGACAUAACAGCAACACCAUCAGUUUUUGAAGGAAGAGUUUAUUUCCCAAGUUGGGAUGGUUAUCUUUAUGCUGUGAAACAAUCCGAUGGUUCUCUUAUUUGGAAACAAAAUUUACAACAGUUGACCGGUAUUAAUUCAACAAGGGUUAUUUCCAAUGUUAAUGUCACAGCUUCAAGAACAACACCCACAAUUGCUGAUGAUUUGUUGAUCAUUGGGAUCAGUGGACCAGCUUUUGUUGUCGCAGUGAAGCAAUCCAAUGGGGAACUUAUUUGGUCUACCCAGCUUGAUGAUCAUCCAGCUGCUGUUAUCACAAUGUCUGGAACUUAUUACGAUGGGAACUUCUACGUGGGCACAUCUUCACUAGAGGAAGAGGUAAGCAUUGAAGAAUGCUGCAUCUUUCGUGGAAGCUUCGUCAAACUAAACGCAAAAACUGGGAAAAUCUUGUGGCAAACCUUCAUGUUACCCGACAAUUUCGGCAACCGUGACAAAUAUGCCGGCGCUGCCAUCUGGGGCAGCAGCCCGCCGAUCGAUGUCACUAGGAACCUCGUCUACGUUGCCACUGGCAACCUCUAUUCUGCACCCCAAAACGUAAUCGAUUGCCAAGAGAGACAAAACAAUCAAAUCCAAGUUGCUCCUACUCAUUCCGAUGAGUGUGUGGAGCCUGAAAACCACUCAGAUUCAUUCCUGGCCCUUGAUUUGGACACUGGAGACAUCAAGUGGUUCCAUCAACUUGGGGGCUAUGAUGUUUGGUUUUUCGCCUGUUUUAAUAUUUCAGUCCCUGAUUGUCCUCCCGGAGGACCAAACCCUGAUGCUGAUUUUGGUGAAGCACCCAUGAUGCUCACCAUAUACGUCAAUGGAACUACAAAAGACAUUGUUGUUGCUGUUCAAAAAAGUGGAUUUGCGUGGGCUUUGGAUCGUGAUGAUGGCAACAUUAUAUGGUCUACCGAAGCUGGACCUGGUGGUCUCACAGGAGGCGGAAUAUGGGGGGCGGCCACCGAUGAAAAGCAUGUCUACACCAACAUAGCCAACUCCGACGGUAAAAACUUCACUUUAAAACCAUCAACAAGGAACACGACUGGCGGUGGAUGGGUGGCAAUGGAUGCUACUAAUGGCCAAGUUCUUUGGUCAACAGCCGACCCUACUAAUGGUACGGUAAGUGGACCGGUGACCGUAGCAAAUGGAGUGGUAUUUGGAGGUUCGACAUACAAAGAAGGACCAGUGUAUGCAAUGGAUGGUAAGAGUGGGGAAAUUUUAUGGACAUAUAACACAGGGGCCACUGUUUUUGGUGGUAUGUCAGUCAACGAUGGGUGUAUUUACGUAGGGCAUGGAUAUAGGGUUAGUUUUGGUUUCUUUAAUCCGAGCAUCACUGCUGGGAACACACUCUUUGCUUUUUGCAUAUCUUGAGUUACCACCCAAACAUCAAAUUAAUUAUCUGUAAUAAAUACAUGCUGCUAUUUUUAGUUUGUAACUUGAAUAGCAGAGUCUGUGGCAAUGAUGCCUAAACUUUUAUAGUGUGAUUAGUUUUUAAAUAUUUUAUUGAUUAUUAAA
Gossypium arboreum is the source of this 1832-nucleotide messenger RNA. RefSeq lists its product as uncharacterized. The transcript is spliced from 4 exons. Lineage: Eukaryota; Viridiplantae; Streptophyta; Magnoliopsida; Malvales; Malvaceae. The coding region runs from base 102 to 1688 and encodes 528 amino acids. The record is from RefSeq and is a predicted model, not a curated record.